Messenger RNA from Rotaria socialis, 2454 nucleotides. The record is from the annotation of a GenBank genome assembly. NCBI's taxonomy places the organism in Eukaryota, Metazoa, Rotifera, Eurotatoria, Philodinida, Philodinidae.
AUGACUUCUACGUAUGAUUUCUAUUCUUGUUAUCAAAAAUCCGGUCAACCAUUCGCUGAAUGGAAAGCGGAAUUAUGCGAAAAGCUUCGUCAUUGUGCUUUUACCACAUCAGCUUUACAUCGUAGACCGCAAGACCGUGCACUUCGUGAUAUGUAUGCGAUAGGAGCUAAUAGCAAUAAAGUUCGACAAGCAUUACUUAAGGAACAAGAUCCUGAUUUAGAAACAACUGAAAAGAUAACCCAAUUAGCUGAACGUUUGGAAGAAGAUGUUCGUCAUUUUUCUGCUCCAAAUAAUCAUAAUGACUAUUCAGUGGCCAAGCUACACAACCGUCAACGACACCAAAAACAACCAGAUCAUAAUUCAUUUAAAAAAGAUAAUUAUAAAGCAUGUGAAACAUGCGGAUCAAAUAAACAUCUUCGAUCAAAAUGCAAAUAUCGUGAGUUUAUUUGUAAUUUUUGUAAACGAUCUGGUCAUUUAGAACGAAUAUGCAGACAAAGAAAUGAAAAACAAAAUUCAACCAAACACAUAACUACAAUUUUUAAAUUAAAUAAUCUUGAUCGAAUUGAACAACUUAAUAAUUAUUCAUGUACUGUGCCAUUGAAAGUCAAUGAUCAUGAUAUUGAUUUUGAAUUAGAUACUGGAACAUUUAAUACAAUUAUUAGUAUCUACGAUUGGUAUAAAUUGGGAUCACCUACUAUUCAUCCAUCUCAAUUAGAAUUGAAAUGUUAUAGUGGAGCACGUAUUAAAAUUAAAGGUGAAUGUUAUGUUACAGUUCAAUAUCAAAACAAAAAUUUUCAAUUAUUAAUGAUAAUUGUUAAUGGUAAAAGUGAACCACUUCUUGGUCUUAAAUGGAUUAACAUAUUACAACUGGACUUAAACAGUCUUAUUCAUACACGAAUUCCUAUUGAACAUCACAUUAACAAGGCAUAUGAUCUUGGACAUUGUACUAAAGUUCAAGCUCAUAUUCAACUGAAAUCUGAUGCUAUACCAAAAUUUUUCAAACCACGGCCAAUACCAUUUGCAUAUCUUACAGGUGUUAAAGAAGAAAUUGAACGUAAUGUUAAUGCUGGUAUUUUAGAACGUAUUGAUGCUUCGCCUUGGGCAGCACCAAUAGUUCCAAUUAAAAAACCAAAUGGUAAAAUUCGAAUUUGUGGCGACUUCAAAGUUACAAUUAAUGCUCAAAUAUUAGUUGAUCAACAUCCAAUUCCAUCAAUUGAUGAACUUCUGUCUCGACUUAAUAAUGGUGAAAAAUUUACAAAAUUAGAUUUAUCAGAUGCUUAUCUUCAAGUAGAAUUAGACGAACAAAGUAAAAGUCUAGUUGUUAUUAAUACACCAUUGGGUUUAUUUCGAUACAAUCGUAUGCCAUUCGGUAUUUCAAAUGCACCGGCAAUUUUUCAAAGAAUUAUUGAUCAAGUAAUUGCUGGUAUUUCAAAUUCAAUUGCGUAUCUUGACGAUAUAUUAAUUACUGGUAAAAAUGAAGAAGAACAUUUGCAAACACUUGAAAUGGUUCUUAAACGUUUAUCAGAAUUUGGAUUUACAUAUAAUCCAGAAAAAUGCUUAUUUUUUCAAGAUGAAGUUUCAUAUCUUGGUUUUAUAAUUGACAAAAACGGAAAACGUCCUGAUCCAAGUCGUGUUGAAGCUAUUAUACAUAUGCCUGCACCAAAAAAUGUUAAAGAAAUUGAAGCUUUUAUAGGUAAAAUUAACUAUUAUGGAAAAUUUAUUUCAAAUUUUUCACACAAAUGUAAACCAUUAAAUGAAUUACGAAAAAAAAAUACCCGAUGGGUAUGGACAAAAGAAUGUCAGUCAUCAUUUGAAUGUCUUUUACAUGAAAUUUCGAAAACAACUACAUUAGUACACUGUGAUCAUCGAUUACCACUUAUUUUAGCUACAGAUGCUUCAAAUUAUGGUUUAGGAGCUGUUCUUUUACAUCGUUAUUCUGAUGGUUCAGAAAAACCAAUAGCUCAUGCUUCAAAAACAUUAAAAAAUACGGAACGUAAUUAUAGUCAAAUCGAAAAGGAAGCACUUUCAAUAAUAUUUGGUAUAAAAAAAUUUCAUCAAUACUUAGCUGGUCGUACAUUUGAACUUGUUACUGAUCAUAAACCUUUAUUGUCUAUUUUUAAUCCAACAAAAGGUAUACCAGUAACAACAGCAAACAGGCUUCAACGUUGGGCAAUAUAUCUUAUGGGAUAUAAUUAUAGCAUACGUUAUAAACCUACGAAAUUACAUGGAAAUGCUGAUGCAUUAUCAAGAUUACGAAUACCAUAUAAUAAUUCAUUUAUUGACAGUGAUGCAAUUCAAAUAAAUUAUAUUCAACAACACCUUAUUGAACAAUGGCCAUUAAAACCAGAGGAAAUUGCAAAAGCAACCACCAAUGAUGAUAUACUUAAACAAGUAAGGCAUUUUACUCUUACUAAUUGGCCUUCUUCAUUUUCUAAAUCAACAAAUCCAAAAUGA